Eurytemora carolleeae is the source of this 1509-nucleotide messenger RNA. RefSeq names its product geranylgeranyl transferase type-2 subunit alpha. The record is from RefSeq and is a predicted model, not a curated record. Lineage: Eukaryota; Metazoa; Arthropoda; Copepoda; Calanoida; Temoridae. The coding region runs from base 34 to 1458 and encodes 474 amino acids. Gene Ontology annotation, biological process: protein geranylgeranylation. Gene Ontology annotation, cellular component: Rab-protein geranylgeranyltransferase complex; cytoplasm. The transcript has 15 exons. Gene Ontology annotation, molecular function: Rab geranylgeranyltransferase activity.
UCUUGAAGACGACAUUUCAGAUUCCAGGUGAAAAUGCACGGAAGAGUAAAAGUGAAAACGACUGAGCAGCAGGAGAAGGAGAAGAAGAUAGAACGAGAUGCAAAGCUGGCCGCCUAUAGAAAAGCUAUGGGUGUACUGUUGAGCAGAAGAGCAGAAGGAAAACUGGAUGAUCAGCAAUUAGUCAUAUCAGGACAGGUUCUCCAAGGAAACCCUGAUAUAUCAACUCUAUGGAAUAUUAGGAAGGAAAUACUUCUGCAUUAUAUCAAUCUAGGAACCCAAAAGGAAAAAGAUGUAGGAGAAGGAGAAAAAGGACAAGAAGAAGUGGAUUGUGGCAAAGAGGAAAAUGUCCCCAUGCACGACCAGGAUGAAAUGUUAUCCUCUGAACUAGAUUUAACCCAACAAUGUUUAAUUGCUAAUCCUAAGUCCUAUGGAGCCUGGCACCACAGAACCUGGUGUUUGGAGCAUAUGAUAAACCCAGACUGGAGCAGGGAGCUAGCACUCUGUAGAAAGUUCUUGAAGCUUGAUGAGAGGAACUUCCACUGCUGGGAUUACCGGAAGUGGGUUGCUGAUAAAGCUGGAGUAAAACCUCAGCAGGAACUAGAGUUUACCCUGGAGAAGAUCGAGGAAAAUUUCUCCAACUACUCUGCCUGGCACUACAGGAGCAAACUCUUGCCUCUACUCAACCCUGAUACCUCUAGUAUCCAGGAGGACCAGGUUCACAAAGAGUUGGAUCUAGUACAGAACGCGGCAUUCACGGAUCCUGCGGAUUCCAGUGCGUGGUUCUAUCACACGUGGCUUUUAGGCCAAGAAUCUGAAGGGUUGAAGAUAGUAUUUUGCAUGGUUGAAGAUGGUUGGCUUACAGUCUCUUUAACCAGCCCUGUACCCAGGGCUCACCUCGUGGUGAAAGUAGAUGGGUUACAGGUAGAACUAGACUGGCAGGCCGGUCAGGCUGAGCAGCAGGGAAACCGGUUUUUAACUCUUUGGAAAGCCAAGUUGAUCUCCUCCCCUGACUCCUGUUUAGAAAUAUCUAUCAGUAAUUCAUCUGUAACAUUUAGUAUAAGAGGAGGAGAAAGGCAGAUAGAGAGGGGAGAAGGAUGGAAAUCCCAGGAAAACCGGUUUGUAAAUAAACCGAACUUCAAAACAAACAAUAUUUUAAAACAGGCUCUUGGUAACUGUGAGGAUUUGUUGGAGCUUGAGCCAGAUUCAAAAUGGACUCUUUAUACCAAAGUUCUUAUUCUUCUUAAUCUAGACUCCAGGGAAACCCAUGAGGAGAUCAUUUCCUGCUUGAAGAGUUUGCGUGAAAUAGAUUUCAUGCGUCGGAAUUUCUACGCUGAUCUUGAGUUGCGUCUAACAAUGGAGUUUAAGAUAGAGAGCGGGAACAUUAACGCUAGCGAUCUUUUCCCCGAUAAAUAUCAUGCGCAGUAUCUCCCUGCCCUUACACAGAAAAUAAAUAAAUGAUUGUUAACUGUCAAAAUUAGAAGAAAAAAAAUUUCCAUGUGAUUUAUUAGA